CGUCAGUGCCUGUCAAUGUGACAAUUAUGAAUACGUGUUUGAAUGUACACCUUUUAUUUGUUAAAUAACAUAGAAUAUGUAUUAAAUAAUUUACUGUUAGUAUAUAUAUUUUUUUAAUAAAGUUUGACAAUUACAAUUUCGCAAAAAUGGAAGAAUUUUUACAAAACCUUGGCAUCGGUGUGAGACCUAUUGACGAUCCAUUUUUUGAAGAAUCGUACAAUGUUUGCAAAAUUUUUCAACGGAAAGGCAUUACUGUUGAAGAUGAUGAAGAAUUAUGUCACGAUGUCAUAAGAGAAUUUUCUUGUUACGCUACAGGCUGCAAAGCCAUAUUUAAAACAUUAGUUGACUUUGAAAUGCAUUACAAUACCUAUCAUCGAUAUGUUUGUUCAGAAUGUAAAAAGACUUUGCCAAAUCCUAGAUUGUUAGACAUUCAUGUUCAGGAGACUCAUGACAGUUUUUUUCAAGUUUCAUGUACAAGAAAACCAAUGUAUCAGUGUUAUGUUUGCGAAUGUGAUUUAAAAUUUAAUAAUCCAGUUGAAAGGAGGCAUCAUUGCAUUACAGUACAUAAGUUUCCUAAGAAUUUUCGCUAUGAUAAUACUCCGAAUCAUAUGGAAAGUGAUACAGCAGAACAAAUGGAUGUUGAAUUAUCUACAGAUGAAACAAAAGAAUUGAAACCCAAGAAAAUAUGGUUAAAUAAAAACCAGAAGCAGAAAAUGUUUCCAAUUGCUGCAAAAACUGCAAUACCAGCAAAUCCUGAUGCUAACAGAAAUCAAUCUAAUGUUUCAAAUCCUACCAGUGCUACAUCUCCUUUAGUUUUUAUUCCUAGACAAGUACAAAAGUCGUAUACAAAGGCUCUUACUAAGAAUCAAAGCAACGAGAAAAAUGUUCUUGAAACAGGGUGUAUGAUGGAUCUGGCUGAUUCUUUACCUCGUUAAUAGAAAUAGAAAUAUUUAAUAAGAAAUAUAUUUUUUCAAAGCAGUUUUUAUUAUAAAUAUAUAUUAAAUAUAAU
Molecule: messenger RNA, 1009 nt
Organism: Megachile rotundata (alfalfa leafcutting bee)
Lineage: Eukaryota; Metazoa; Arthropoda; Insecta; Hymenoptera; Megachilidae
Product: zinc finger protein 511 lethal (2) k10201
Source: RefSeq, a predicted model, not a curated record